Messenger RNA from Rotaria socialis, 876 nucleotides. Lineage: Eukaryota; Metazoa; Rotifera; Eurotatoria; Philodinida; Philodinidae. The record is from the annotation of a GenBank genome assembly.
AUGACUUCAAGACGGCAAAAAGUCUUCUAUAGACUAAAACAACGUUCACCUGAAUAUGCCGCUGGCUUUUUUUCAUCUGCAACAAAUAUUCUACUAACUUAUCCAGUUAAUAAAUUAAUUUUUCGACAACAAAUCUAUCGUCUUCAAACCGUUCAAGCAUUUCAACAAUUAAAAGAUGAAGGUUUUCUUAUUCUAUAUCGUGGUAUGGCAUUGCCUUUGUUACAAAAAACAUUUUCUUUAAGUAUUAUGUUUGGUGCUAAUGCACAUUAUUUACAUAUAUUACGAUCACCUUCAAAAAACGAUCAUUGGUUUUAUCAACCGAUUGCUUCAGCAUUAGCCGGUGCCACCGAAGCUGUUUUAACACCUUUAGAACGAACACAAGUAUUACUUCAAACACCUAAAUAUAAUAACAGUAUUCGUAAUGGUUUACAUGCAUUCAUAUUAAUGUAUAAACAUUAUGGUAUCAUAGAAUAUUAUCGUGGUAUAACAUUAAUUCUCAUACGUAACAGUGUGUCAAAUAUAAUAUUUUUUGCAUGUCGAAAACCUGUAAAAGACAUGCUACCAACAGCUUCAACUAAUUUGCAACAUUCGAUGUAUGAUUUUUUAAGUGGUGGCCUAUUAGGUGCUUUUUUGUCGACAUUUACUUAUCCGAUAAAUGUUUUAAAAAAUAUUCAACAAUCGGAGCUUGGUGGUCGGCACGAUCGACCAUUACAAAUACUUCGCUAUGUUUAUGAACAACGAGGGAAUUCUAUAAAAGAAUUUUAUAUUGGCGCAAAAUGGAAUUUCAUUCGAAGUCUUGUUUCAUGGGGAAUUAUAAAUAGUACAUAUGAGUAUUAUUUAACAACGUUACAGAAAGCUAUUCUGGAUGAUGAUUAA